Messenger RNA from Blastomyces dermatitidis ER-3, 435 nucleotides. RefSeq lists its product as uncharacterized. The record is from RefSeq and is a predicted model, not a curated record. Lineage: Eukaryota; Fungi; Ascomycota; Eurotiomycetes; Onygenales; Ajellomycetaceae. Bases 1 to 435 code for a protein of 144 amino acids. The transcript has 4 exons.
AUGGCAGACCACAGACCAAUAUCCACCGGCCGCGGCGGCGCAGCGCUACUCUUCUACUCUGCCUGUGAAACUUGGUCUCCGUCUCCACGCCGGGAGCAGAGACAGGAACAGCCAGAGCAGGAGCAGAAAAAAACAGUCGCAUCCCGAACCCCCGCAGACCUCGUCACUCCAACUAUCAAUUCGGAUGUAUAUACAACUGGCCGUGGCGGGUCGGGGAAUAUGGUUGCCAACGACGAUCCAGCCAUCGCGCGUAAGGCGCAGGAUGUAGAGGUGGAUGUGGAGGGGUUAGAGGAGUGGAUGGGGAUGGGGACGGGGACGGGGAUGGUGAUGGGGAUAGGGAUGAAAGGUGGGGAGAAGGUUCUUUUUGGGAGGGGUGGUGCGGCGAAUAUAUAUGACGCCUCCACGAGGCCCGAUGGCAAUAAGAAUACCCAAUGA